This is a messenger RNA of Erinaceus europaeus (western European hedgehog), 1718 nucleotides long. It is a transcript of the gene ZNF414, whose product is annotated as zinc finger protein 414. The transcript has 7 exons. The record is from RefSeq and is a predicted model, not a curated record. Bases 144 to 1304 code for a protein of 386 amino acids. NCBI's taxonomy places the organism in Eukaryota, Metazoa, Chordata, Mammalia, Eulipotyphla, Erinaceidae.
AGCCCCGCCCUCGGUCUCGCGAGAAGCGGGAGGGGAAAAAUGGCGCCGACGUGAACGCUAGGCGCUGACCGCCUUGGGAACCGCUGCUGCCGCCGCCGGAGCCGCCGGAGCCGCGGGAAACGACAGGUCGAUCCGGCCCGAGGAUGGAGGAGGAGCCCUCGGGGCCCAGCGCCGACCCACUGGCCCCCGUGGAGCCCAGUUCCAGCGAGAAAGACCAGGAAGUCUCCCAAGCUUUGAAGGAAGCAGUUCCCUCCACCGUGGGGGAGGAGGAGCCAGGCCUGGACUGGGGGACCACAACUCCAGCAGCAUGGGACCACGGAGGCCCCGGAGGGGGGACACAGCAGGGCGCGUCACCCAGCCCGGACAGCGGCCAGCCUGGCCAGAGAGCCAGCAAAGACCUGAGGGCUCCCCGGAGGCGCCCGUCCUCAGCGAAGCAGAUCCCCUGCUCCAGCCCCGCCUGCUGCCUCAGUUUCCCCAGCGUCCGCGAGCUGGCUCAGCACCUGCGCACCCACUGCCCGCCCACACAGUCCCUGGAAGGCAAGCUCUUCCGCUGCUCGGCCCUGAGCUGCGCAGAGACCUUCCCCACCAUGCAGGAGCUGGUGGCCCACGGCCGGCUGCACUACAAACCCAACCGCUACUUCAAGUGUGAGAACUGCCUCUUGCGCUUCCGCACGCACCGCUCGCUCUUCAAGCACCUGCACGUGUGCGCCGAGCACGCGCACAGCCCCGCGCCGCCGCCGCCCGCCCUGGACCGAGAACCGCCGCCCCCCGAGCGCCCCCCGGAGGCCGAGCCCCCCGCCCCCGGCCCGCCCUUCCCGCUGCUCGAGCCCCUGGGCGCCCCGGCCCCCGCCCCCGGCCCCGCCCCCGCCGGGCCCUUCCAGCCCUACCUGAACCCCGCGCCCUUUGGCCCCAGCCCCCCGCGCCUGCGCCCCUUCCUGGCGGCCGCGCCCGGGCCGCCCGCGUCCAGCGCCGCCGUCUGGAAGAAGAGCCAAGGUGCCAGCGGCAGCCCGCGGAGGCCCCAGGGCGGCUCGGAUGCGCCGGCAGGGCACGCGGCCCCGAGCCGCAUCGUGUGGGAACACACGCGGGGCCGCUAUUCGUGCAUGCAGUGCGCCUUCGCCACGGCCUCGCGGGCCGCCAUGACCCAGCACCUGGAGGAGCACCGCCCCGGGGCCUCAACCGCUGACCAGCAGCGCCCAGAGCGCCCAGACCCGCCCGCACCGGGGCCCCCCUGCCCUGCGCCCCUGGAUCCUGCAGCACCUGUGCCGGCCGCCGAGGGGGACUGCCCUGUCUACUCGCCGCUCUGAAUGUCCCAGGACGGAUGGGAGGACUCGGGGGCGGGGGCGGGGGCGGGGAAUUGGGGGGAAGACCACCCCUGAGCGCCCACCUUCCAUCACCCCCACUUGGAGGGGCUGUGCCCAGGCUGGUGCCCCCCCUCCCCCAGGGCCGCUGCCAGCUGCACCUGUUUUAGUGGUCAGGACGGGGACUUGAACUUGAGUCCUGAAUGUCAGACUUGGGACUCUCGGCCUGUCACACGAGUGCCACCGCGGGGAAAGGAAGAGGGCACAGUGGACUUCGAAAGCAGAGACUCUCCAGCACAAGGUCCAGAGUUCCAUCCCUGGCAUUGCAUGUGCCAGAGGGAAGCUCUGGUUCUCGCUCCCUAGCAAGUCUUUUUAAUAAAAAGAAACGUGUAUAUAUAUAUAUAUAUAUAUAUAUAUAUA